Molecule: messenger RNA, 1242 nt
Organism: Hydra vulgaris (swiftwater hydra)
Lineage: Eukaryota; Metazoa; Cnidaria; Hydrozoa; Anthoathecata; Hydridae
Source: RefSeq, a predicted model, not a curated record
UUUGAUUGAAUUUUUUUACAGGUUUAUAUUUUAUUAAAUAAUGACUUACCCUGAUAGAAAUAGAACAAAGAAAUUAGAUUUUGUAGACACUCAAAAGCUUUCUUCUACGUUUGUUCUUUUAUGGUACAAGGAUUGUGAAAAAGAUGAGCGGCAUACCUCUCCCAUAUCACUUUCAAAUACACUUUUUAAGCAUUAUUCAUCCGUUGAAUGCCUUGAAUUUCAAGUGAAAAAUGUAGUGCAUGUUUCUAUUGCAAAUAUACAACACGCAGCUGUCAUCAUCUAUAAGGGGUCUAUUACCCAAUGCUGUAAAUUUGAAACAUUGCUAGAUAACUUCAUGGACGAUUUUGGUGAUGAAAAUUCUAGCACUGAUGAAGUAAGCAAGUUUGCCCUCAAUUAUAUUGAAGGCAAUACUAACGGAAAAAGAAAACAUUCUGAUGGAGACCAAUCCUCAGAUUCAGAGAAUAUUGCACCGGUCUCAGAACAUACAGGCCUAAGCGAAACUAAAUAUAAAUCGACUCCUAAAUCAAAGGUGCUGAAAAAAAAACAUGUAAAUGAAGUGUUGAAUGAAAAUUCAGAAUCAGAGUCCUUUGCAUCAUUUUAUAACAGUCAAAAAGGAUCUAAAAAAAGUGAAGCACAGAUUAUGGCUUUGGAAAAGCGGAAGCUUGACAUGCUACUUGACAAUGUUGAUGCUCCCAGAGCAUUGAUGCUUCCAAUAAUUAGUGAUGUUCCUAAAACAAAACACUGUGGUUCACCGAAGUUAAGCAAACUAUCUUGUUUAGAAGCAAUUUUGAUUGAACAAAAGAAACUUCUUUUUGAACAAAAGAAGACCAACAAACUGUUGUCUGAAAUUUUGCGCCCAAUAGAAAAAGAAUCUGUAAAUAAUGAUAAUGCCGUGUAUACUGGUUUUGAUGCCGAAUUUAAAUUGCACGACAUUCAAAAACGAGAACCAUGUAGCUUUGCAAGAAAAUUUAUUUUGUUGCGAUUCGGAAAGGAGUUUACUUGCACGCGUAUUUGUGAACCAAACGGACCUACUGCACGCAUUCAUAUGGAGAAUGAAGAAAUUCAGGAAGUUAAAGGUGCACUUGACAAAGUGUUUACGUCUUACAACUGGCGUGUUGUUCGGGCGAGUAUUAAUCAAUUUUUCCGAGACAAUAAAAGUAGUACAAAAGUUUGAAGACUAAACAAAUGAGUGACAUUUUUCUUGUGGUGUGGGGUUGUCAGCGUUUUUUGCUUAUCCCCCCC